Messenger RNA from Debaryomyces fabryi, 1680 nucleotides. RefSeq lists its product as uncharacterized. The record is from RefSeq and is a predicted model, not a curated record. Bases 1 to 1680 code for a protein of 559 amino acids. The transcript has a single exon. NCBI's taxonomy places the organism in Eukaryota, Fungi, Ascomycota, Pichiomycetes, Serinales, Debaryomycetaceae.
AUGGGGGUGUCGCUUAAUACUCUUGUUUUUGAUAAAGAAGGAUACACUUUGGAUGCUCUUAAUGAAGUUAGUACAUUGUUGGAUGUCGGUGUGCAGACGUUGAUGGUUAAUCUAUACUGGAAUGAGUUUACUCAAAGAUGGCAACUUUGUCCUGCUCCAUUUCCUGCCAACAUAACCGAUGACAUCACAUCGACCAAGGAGUUACAUUGGGAUGAUAAAACGUACGAAUGUGAGGCAUCUUUGACAGUCGACCUGUUGGUCCGAGUAAUCAAUACGUAUCUUGGUGAAACGAAUACCAAUAUCAAGGUAAAUAUGCUCCAAUUGUUGUUUCAUUUGAAGUCGAUACGUAUAGAUCCACCAAAAGAAAACAUGACUAGCACUGAGACCAAAGACUAUAUAUCAAGUUUCCAACCCACCGAUCUGUCUUUUGUUCGCUUGAAUAAUGACACAUUGAAUAAAGCUGUAAGUUCAUUUGGAUCGUCUUUAUUUACACCUUCAGAUUUGUCAUCCUAUAGAAGCUCUGCUUAUCAAAAGCGAGACAAUGGCGGCUUUUACAACGAAACCAGACGAUCAUUUCCAAAUUUAAACACAUUCUUAUUGUUGGACUACAAAAGAGUCGUGACUUCGGUGAUUGCAAAUGACCUUGUUAAGUCCCGUUAUAAUUAUAAUGUUACCAGUAGCGACAAAAAAAAGCUUUUUAUUGAAGGCAGCAGCCUAGACGCUACGAUAGCAUCGCUAUCUGACCCAGAUGAUGUUUUGAAGUGUAAUGAACUCAUUUACAACGACCAGAACAGUAUCCAACUUUACAAUAAUGUGUCCCUAAAAGAACAUUUCCGGAUUGUGGUAGAUAAUAAUAGCACAUCAUUUACCAACGUUACAUUUAGCGAAUUUGUACGGUGUGGGUUCUCUCCAAUAUUAAAUGCCUCAUAUUACAAUGUCUAUGACGACGAAGAAGAUACCAAUGAAACCAGCGGUUCACUCGGUGACAUAAUUGACAAUUUCAUUCCUCUAUCAUUCUGGUCUUGGGCAGAGGACCAACUUAUUGAACCAGACAGAGGGUUGAAUAUGAGUGAUACUACCGACAGCAACGAUGAAGAUAAUGACAAUGCCUAUGAUGUUGACCCGGUUAAACGGGACGUGGAAUAUGAGGACUCCCAUGCUGCCUACAAGUGCGUUGUAUUGGACGAAAAUGGAUGGAAAGUGUCAGACUGCUACAGCAAGCAACCAGUUGCAUGCCAGAAAUCUGGCUCCCCCAACAACUGGCAUAUUGAUGUGAAAAACAAACAGGCAUAUUUUACAGCCUACAGGCCCGAUAGCUGUCCUGAUGACUAUUAUUUUGGUACUCCGCUGCUGAGUAUCGAAAUGGUAGCGUUGAUGAACUACAUUGAACGUAAAAAUAUUUCAUACCCAAUAUGGAUUGAUGUGAACGAUAUUACAGUCCCUGAUUGUUUUGUGACGGGUGGACCAUACGCUACUUGUCCUUAUCAAGAGACUGUAACAAAGCUGAAGCUAGUUGGGUUGAUUGCACCUAGUUUUAUUGUAGCAGUUGCUAUAUUGGCCCUCAUAUUUUGCGAGAAACUAUUCCGAACAAAUCCGAUACAAACAAAUAGAAAAAGACAUUGGAAGAAGGCCAUUAACGAGUACGUUCAGAAGUACGACUACGAAGGGGUUCCAUCAUGA